AACAUCAUAUCAACAAGAGAAUACCUACGGAAGACACCUUUUGUUUUUAAAACAACAAGACUUCUCCAUAUGCAUCCUCACAUUUGCGUAUCAUCAUAACAAUUCAUAUUUGCUAUGAGAGAAGCUACAUCCUAAACCGAGCUAUCUAGCAUCCAUCUCACCCAAUUCAAUUUCCCCGUCUCAUGUUGGUUAGCCAGAUCGCCAACAUCAAGGACAUAUUUCGAACUUACACAACAAGCACUCAUUAUGUCUCAAUCACUAGAGAAUGAGGCUGCUAGUGAUGUGCUCACGAAGAACGAGGAACAACCAACAUUACCAACUUUCACUCUUUCCAUCGUCUCUCCUUCAACAGAGGUCGCAAGUCCAUUGAUUUUUCCCCAGUUGUUGCCGACCACCACAGUACAAGAAUUGAAGGCAAAGAUUAGAGAUGUUGUGCAGUCAAAGCCAACCGACUCAGCCCAACGACUGAUUCAUCGUGGUCGAAUGCUGGAGAGGGGAUCACAAACAAUGUUAGAAAUAUUUGGUCAAGAGAGCGUAAGAAUAUAUUUGCCCACACAAUUUAAUACGCUUGCUGACUCUAUACCUUAGCUAUCAAGUCUGGAUACUCAAACUCUUCAUCUCGUUCUCCGGCCUGCUUUUCCAGAAGCAACUUCGACGGGAAGUGCAGAUCCUCCCACACAAAACAACCCCUCGAAUAUAGCCGUUCCUCCCAGUAGAACCCCUCCACCUCAGUUCCGUGAGCUAGCCGCGCAACAGCUCCGUGAUUUCCACCAUGUUGCACACACAUAUCAGACGAGGACGGAAAGGUUGCAGCAAUUACAAAGGGAUACGGAGCGCUUACAGCAGGAACUUGAUGCAGGUACUCGGGCUUAUCAAUCGCAUGUUGGACGUCUCAUGAAUUUAGGAAAUAAUAUGCCGGAACCGCCCGCUGUCCCUCGAAAUCCGUAUGGACCUCCGACCGAGAAUCAUACCUCAAUUCAACAACUCAUUGCGCAGCAUCAACAACAAAGGCGAGCUUUAGCCGGACUUACGGCACAGGACUUGGGCGGAGAAGGGAACAUGUUUGCGGCUCUAGACGAAAUGAACUCUGGUAGAUCAACACCCCAAUUUAGGACUCCUGAACACAGCGCUACUUAUACUCGGGAAGGUGUCGGCCCAAAUGGAGAGAGAUGGCAAGUGACGGUAAAUGAGACUACAACCACAAUUCCCGCAGGAACACUUCGAUCCGGCGAGAGGCAUAACCCAUUUCGAUCACCCGAGCGACGUAGCUAUGGACAACACCCUUCACCUUCAGGGGCGAACUCGGGAAACCCCGCGUUAGAUUUACAGAACCUUUUGCGCAACGUAGAUAGGUUAAGGGCGCCCCAAGUACCUAUGGUGUCAAGAUCUUCAUCAACUCCUCCAUCGGCACAAUCCGAUACUCAAACUUCUCCAUCUUCUACCACUGCACCUGCGACCACAUCUGCUCCUAGCACACCUUUGACCACGGCGUCUCCCAACCCAUUAACGAGAGUGUCUGUACCAAACUUGACUACAACCCCAGCAACUUCCACCAGAAUCACAUCCUCCCCAUCUUUUGAGCCCAUGGUUUAUAUACUCAGCUCUCCCUCAGGCCCUCGCGCACUUUUAAUAAAUAAUUCCGAGACUUUUUAUACACCACGUCCUACAAGAGCCCGUUAUAACAAUGGUAUUGGUGGUCGUGAUCUAUUUGGCUUCCCCGAAUAUCGCAAUAGAAAUGCCCAAAGGGCUAGAAUGGGGCGUGUAAACCGACCACGAGCAGAUGAAGCACCACCUGUUGAAUUCGAGCCUCUUCACAAUCGGGUUCAAAGGCCAGCUGUGCCUAUCGCACUCCAGGUGUUUAAUGUGCUUUGGUUAAUCAUUAGACUAGUGGGGUUCGUGUGGUUCUUCACUUCUGGAAACAGUAGUUGGUCAAGAUUUCUGAUGAUGAGUGGACUUGCAAUAGUUGUCUUCCUCAUCAACACAGGAGUUCUUACAGGAGUUUUCAAUGGGGUUGCGGAGCAAUUCUGGGGCCCAAUCAGAAGACACCUAGAAAACUUGAUUCCACUAGCUGGACCUGAUGCGGCGCUUGUACCUGCAGCAAACGCUGCGGUCGUGCCUCAGAAUGGAGCGGCGGAAGCGGGUCCCCAGGCUCGAUUACCGCAUGGCCAACUUGAUGAGUCUCAAGUUGCCGCAAGAAUACUCGAACAACAGCGACAUAGACAAGCACAACCAGGCUGGCUCCUGACGCAGAUACGGAGGGCCGAACAUGCUGCGCUUCUCUUUGUGGCGAGCCUUAUUCCUGGCGUUGGGGAGAGACACAUUGCUGCUCGGGAUAAUGCGGCAAGAGAAGUUGAGGCGGCGGUGGCUGAGGCAGAACGGCGUCGCGCUGAAGCAGAGAAUGCGGGAAGUGAUGUUGUAGAACGUGGAGAGGGCGCCAAUGAAGGAAAUCAUGACGAACAGCAGCCUGAAAGAGCCGUUGAAGGAGGAGAUGUGAGCGGUGAGAACCUUAGGCUAAAUGCUGAGGUAGAGCGCGAAGCACCUCCUGGACAACCUCUGUUUGUUUGAUACUCUUGGUUUGUUGGAUUCCUCCGUACUGGUUGUUAACACACGGCGCGAGGCUACGGCGGAAUUUCCCUUGGAGAUUUCUCUUAUUUCAUUAGGUGGGCAUGUUUUGUACGAAUCCACCUCUCCGUUGAAGACUUUAAUGAUGAGAUGGUAGCUUAGUCUGAGUACGUUGAUACCAAUAUAAAGUUCUUACAAACAAUAGCAAAAUGAACAAUGCCAAAUAA
Sclerotinia trifoliorum is the source of this 2789-nucleotide messenger RNA. The record is from the annotation of a GenBank genome assembly. Lineage: Eukaryota; Fungi; Ascomycota; Leotiomycetes; Helotiales; Sclerotiniaceae.